Messenger RNA from Lutzomyia longipalpis, 2210 nucleotides. RefSeq names its product 3 beta-hydroxysteroid dehydrogenase/Delta 5-->4-isomerase type 2. The transcript is spliced from 6 exons. Gene Ontology annotation, biological process: steroid biosynthetic process. Gene Ontology annotation, molecular function: 3-beta-hydroxy-Delta5-steroid dehydrogenase (NAD+) activity. NCBI's taxonomy places the organism in Eukaryota, Metazoa, Arthropoda, Insecta, Diptera, Psychodidae. The record is from RefSeq and is a predicted model, not a curated record. Bases 664 to 1845 code for a protein of 393 amino acids.
CUAAUAUUCGCACAAUGUCGAAGCUGUUGCAAAUGUCUAUUUUUCUUGAAAUUUCAACAGCAACCAACAACAUAAAUUUUUGCUUUUCUUCGUCUCUAACUUUGGCAAUAUCCACUCGAAUUUCCCCCAAAAAUACUAUUAGCUGUGUGACAUUGAAUUUUGAUUUUUAAAUGAAACGCAACCGUGGCCGAAGCUUACACAAUAAUUUUCAAAAUGUGAACACGAUUGAAUGUCUUUAAUUGAGUGUUGGGUGCGAAGCACGCGGGCUUCUCUUUGCCAUGGAGGGAGAAGCAAAUUCGUGUGAGUGAGAUGCAAAAGUUGUGCUUUUGAUUUGCUAAAAUGAGUUAGAGAGAUUGAGUGUGUGAUGCUUGUGAAAGACUUCGACGUGUUCCUCGGCAGCAGCGGCGGGAAAAAAGGUAACUCGGGGGGAUCUUUUUUUCGCUUUUAGCCAUUAAGUCGAACUUCUUAUAUGGCACACAAAUUCGACUCUGCUUUGGGCUUCCUCGAGCAUCAUUUUCACUUUCAUGUACCCUCAGUCAUACAAUUGCUUUCGAUCAAUCAACUUUUGAGUAUUCGUGAUUAAUUUCCACACGCAAAAGUUAACAUUAUAGAAACGCAAGGAAUUUGAUAUUUUCUGUGGUGGUUUCAAAAAUAGAGGCCACCAUGACAGUGAAGAAGAAAAGCUCAGAAAUUGUCCUAAUUGUGGGCGGAAGUGGAUUCCUCGGGCAACACAUCGUGAAGAUGCUCACGGAAGAUGACGACACAGUGGCUGAGAUUCGUGUGGUGGACGUGAAGCCGUACGAGAAUAAAUUGAAUCACAGUGCAUCGAAGAAAAUUACCACGUACAUCGGAGACAUUGGCGAAGUGGAUAUGAAAUGGGAAAUGGCAUUUGAGGGUGUUGACUGUGUAUUUCAUUGUGCCGCCUACAUUAAUUUUCAAUAUCCUCCCAAUGUAACUGAAUUAGAACGUGUAAAUGUGGAUGGAACAAGGAAUGUCGUGAAUUUGUGCGUGAAAUAUCGUGUACCUAGGCUUGUUUUCACGAGCACUUCAGCAGUUACACUUGUCCCAUACAUGGGAAGUACUUUCGCGGUGAUUCUCAACCAAACUGAGGGCAAAGCACGCGUCCCGGAUGAUGAAAGUGAAUUUAUUAUUCCUGGAUACAUUGCUUCGAAGUUGAGAGCUGAGAAAAUCGUGCUGGAUGCAAAUGAAACGCCCCUCAGGGAUUCUAAUGACGUUCUUAGGACUCUUUCUUUGCGCCCUACAUUGAUGUAUGGGGAAUGUGAUGAGCGAUUCUUUCCACUCCUAAUGCGUAUUGGGGCACGUUUUGGUGGACAAAUACCUAGAAUAGCUGGUGUAGGUGGGAAGCAGCAACUCACCUACGUUGGAAAUGCAGCUUGGGCACAUAUUUGUGCUAAAAAAGCCCUUGGAGAUGCAUUUGCUUGCCAGAAAGUUUCAGGACUGCCCAUUUUUAUCACAGAUGACUCCCCCAUUGAGGACACAGUACGGUUUUGUCAACGAAUGUCCAAAUCACUAACCCCGGAAGCUAAACUCAAACCAACAUGGUGGUCUAUACCUGGCUUUAUGACCUACUUCUUUGCAUGGCUCUUGGAGUUUUUUACAAUUUGCAUCUUAAAGCCACUCUUUGGGGUAUCAUUGCCUUUUCCACCGCGCGGCUUAGUGGCAUAUUCAUCGUCCAUCAUGAUGUACUGUCGAUUGAGGGCAUCCAUCCACUUGGACUAUGAGCCACCAUUCAAUGAGGCCCAAUCGAUUCAGAAUAGCGCGGUGUGGUAUGAAAAGUAUCGGCGUGAAGUGAUUUUUGGGGGACAAAAGGGGAGUGCCAAAUAAUUCUUCGUUUAGAAAGAAAAACUGCUACAUCAUCGCACAUUUCCAUGCCGUACGCAUUCCGCAACAACUCAAAGCUCCCCAAUCGAGUGGAAAUCUCAUCAAAAGUCCCAGGAUAUUGAAAGCGACACCUCACACAAUCCGCCCGAGGGAGCUUCCAUAGAAUGCCCUCGCCCUCGUGCCUCACCGGAAAGUCAUCAUUAAACUCCAUUAAAGAUUAACGACGUUUGGAGGUUCUCUCUCUCGAAUCUAAUGCUCUCGGAUACGCUUUCGUGAGUGCAGGAAUGUGACAACUAUGCAGGGGUGAAAGGUAUAUAUAUAUGUAUGUAUUUAAGUUAAAUAAAUUAUUUUACUUUUUUAAUGAAAUU